Cyphellophora attinorum is the source of this 1239-nucleotide messenger RNA. RefSeq lists its product as uncharacterized. The coding region runs from base 1 to 1239 and encodes 412 amino acids. Lineage: Eukaryota; Fungi; Ascomycota; Eurotiomycetes; Chaetothyriales; Cyphellophoraceae. The transcript has a single exon. The record is from RefSeq and is a predicted model, not a curated record.
AUGUCUCGACGAGCCACGAUCACGGAGCAGAUGGCGCAAGAGCAUUCGAUCCCUGGACUACCGCGUAGAGCCAACGUGUUCAACGACGGCACUUCUCCUUUCGAGCAAGACUCUGUACAACAAAAAGCCAACAUAGACGAUGAGCAGUCUAUCCCCUCUCAUGCGCAUGUCAACACGGAGACCACUGGGAACGACAACGCCAAAGAUGACGACGGCUCGUCCAGUAGUGAUUCUUCUCCCGAGAUCGAUACCGCGCCAGUUGACCUGAUCGAUCUUGUCAACAAGUACGCAGUUCUGGAGAUCGACGAUCAGGAGCUGGAGAAGGAACUGCUGAAGGGCAACCCUUAUAGAUCAGCAAAUGCCAAGAAAGGUGUUCAGCAUGACCAACGAACCCUCACAAGUGCCGCAGACAAGCUUCGCCAAACCUGGAAUGGAGUUCUGAACAAUUUUGCAGAUCAAUCGAGGCUGGGAGAGUAUGUAGCUGACAAGUGCACGAAGUACAUGCGAUUGUACAAGGAAUCGGAGAAGGAGAAUCAGUCACUGAGAGAUGAAGUGGCCCAACUUCGUGAUACUCUUGAGGCCCUUGAGCCACCGAGAAAGAAACCAAAGCACAGUGCUGACUCCGAAAGCGUAUCGUCUGCAAUCAAUCAUGGACAAUCGGAGGACAACACUGAUCGAUCGAUGGUCAUGAUACCUGAAGCUGAUCAAACUUCAAAGCUCCCUGGAUCGGGAACCAGUCUGCCGUUACGGCAAAAAUCUGUGUCGACAGGUCAGAAGGUCCUCCUGAGAUUACCAGUCUGGCUGCUCGACGCAGCAAAAGGCCCCAAUGCCGCCGAUACCAACAAUGUUUUCAGAUGGUUUGCUGUGGUCACCGUAGAAGUUGAGCGAAGCCUCGACGGAAAGGUGACGUUAACAUCCAUCCAGAAUGCUUUAGCGGCUAUUAUGCAGAGUCAGAGACUGAACAAUGAUCUGAAGGCAUCGCUAAUUGUCCGUCACCACUAUAGCAAGGGAGAGAACGCGGGUACAGCAACGUGGGUGAUCGCGAACGCAACCAUUUUCUCAGGCUGGAUGGAGAAUCGCCAAGCUAACACCAUCGGAUCCUACGAUACGACCGCCAGCUUUGACACUGGCAUCAAGGCUGUUGUGUACCAGGACGGUGACUAUCAGGCCGUCAAGCAGUUGAUCAACAAGUCUGGAUCACCACUGCAGACUUCCAUCGACAAAGCCAACGACUUGUGA